CAAGAUGAGACGCAUUCAUAUUUGGCCAGCCCGGCUCAAACUUCUCUGUUCUCCUUUUUCACAUAGAAAUUGGUUCUGCCCAACAGCCGCCAACCAUGAAGCAAGUCGCUAUCCUUUUGCUGGUGCUUCCAGCAGUCUUUGGUGGACAAUUCAUGGCAAUGUGGGAAGAUAUGGAGAAGGAAAUGAAAGAGAAGGGAUGGGGGGACAAAGGCAAGGCGUGGGGAGGCGAAGGAGAAGACAAGGCAUGGGGUGGUAUGGAAGAAAAGAAGGAUUGGGGCGAGAAGAAACCAUGGGGUGAUAUGAAGGAAUGGGAAGAUAAUAUGAAACAAUGGGGCGAGAAGAAACCAUGGGGCGAGAAGCAACAAUGGGGUGAUAUGAAGGAAUGGGAAGAUAAGAUGAAACAAUGGGGCGAGCAGAAACCAUGGGGUGAGAAGAAACCAUGGGGUGAUAUGAAGGAAUGGGAAGAUAAGAUGAAACAAUGGGGCGAACAGAAACCAUCGGGCGAAAAGAAGGAAGGAGGUGAAGGAGAGAAGGAGGACAUGUACGCACAGUUCAAGGAGUGGCUGAAGGGUCAGGAGGAGCACAGCAAGGAGAAAGAGGAGCGCGAAGAGUACAUGAAGAACGCCAUGAUGAAGUUCAAAGAGUACAUGCAGAUGAAGCACUUCAAGGAGAUGCAGGAGAAGGAAGCCAAAAUGGCAAUGUACCAGCAGAUGGAGAAGAUUAAGAUGAAGAAGAUGUUGACCGACAAACUCUACAGCAUGUCCCAGGAGUUCAUGGAGGGCAAAUUGAAGUUCAUGUUCGGCAUCUCCGCCCAUUUCUUGGAAUUCUGUCAGUGUGACAGCAGCAAGGACAUUUUCAUGAGGAUCAAGGAGGGUCGCUAUGGCGGAGAAGAAAUGGCCGGCAUGGGCAACAUGCCACAAAUGAACAACGUUUCCUUCAGUGGCAACUCUACUGGUGGCAUGACUUUCGGCCAGCACGACGCUAACAUGACUGACCCCAGUUCAAUGGAGGAGUUCGUUGCCUGGUUCGCCCAUAUUGACCACAAAGAGCAGGCCAAACACGUCCUUCACGACCUGGUCAAGGUGAUGUGCAGCUCCGCCAAGCAGUACCUGGCUCACAUGAAGGAAGUGGAACAAGCCGUCAUCGCCUACAAACGGAAUAACGGCAUGUAGAGGAUCUUUUGUCUUCUGAAGAUUGUUGAGCAGCUAUCGUCAAGCGGAGACCAGUCCCAACACAAUGUAUGAUGGGAAUAGAGAGAUGAUAUCCGAAGCGUGCAACUUUACUUUUUCGACUGGGAAAGGAAUCUCAAGAAAAUGAACCACCAUGUGUCUUACUCUUCCUUAUCUUUAAAAGAUAUUUAUAUAUCUUUAAGAUAAGGUAGACAUUUCACCAUUCGGGAAAUAAUAUAUUACAUUUUUAUAUUGUUUUUAAUACA
Aplysia californica (California sea hare) is the source of this 1435-nucleotide messenger RNA. Its product is annotated as prothoracicostatic peptide. NCBI's taxonomy places the organism in Eukaryota, Metazoa, Mollusca, Gastropoda, Aplysiida, Aplysiidae. The transcript is spliced from 8 exons. The record is from RefSeq and is a predicted model, not a curated record. Bases 96 to 1172 code for a protein of 358 amino acids.